CUCAUCAAACCCCUCCCGUGGGCAGGUUCCAUAUUGGGUAAAAUCUCGGCUCGCAGAGAGUCCCAGGAGCUGUUCUCGCGAGAGUACAGCGAGAGGCUUCUGUUCUCUGGGUCUGGAACGGCGACCACUGGAACCUCAGCGGGCGCAGCAGCUGGAGCUAUAGUCCCGUGGCGCAGACGGGAGUCGGCCUGGUUGAGGAGAGGGUGCAGGUAGAGCGUGGCGGGCGCAGGCUUGAGCCCCAGAGCGCGCCCCUGCCCUUAGCAAGGCUUGCCCCAGUCUCCAAAGGCGCGACCAGCAGCUGCAGCUGACAGGAGCAGCGCGCGCGGGAGUCGGCGAGGUCGCGGCAGCCGCACCUGCGCAGGCGGCCAGUGCGGGAUCCCGGCCGCAUCGGGUGGGCAUCGCGGGCCAAGGAGCGGGUGCGGGUGCAGGCGGGGCCCCGGAGGGCCACCUCCUCGCCCGCGGCCGCCGCUGGAAGAUGUCUCAGGAAAGGCCCACGUUCUACCGGCAGGAGCUGAACAAGACAAUCUGGGAGGUGCCAGAGCGUUACCAGAACCUGUCUCCGGUGGGCUCCGGCGCCUAUGGCUCCGUGUGUGCUGCUUUUGACACAAAAACUGGGUUACGUGUGGCAGUGAAGAAGCUAUCCAGACCAUUUCAGUCCAUUAUUCAUGCCAAAAGGACCUACAGAGAACUGCGGUUACUUAAACAUAUGAAACAUGAAAAUGUGAUUGGUCUGUUGGAUGUUUUUACACCUGCAAGGUCUCUGGAGGAAUUCAAUGAUGUGUAUCUAGUGACCCAUCUCAUGGGGGCAGAUCUGAACAACAUUGUGAAAUGUCAGAAGCUUACAGAUGACCAUGUUCAGUUCCUUAUCUACCAAAUUCUCCGAGGUCUCAAGUAUAUACAUUCAGCCGACAUAAUUCACAGGGACCUAAAACCUAGUAAUCUAGCUGUGAAUGAAGACUGUGAGCUGAAGAUCCUGGAUUUUGGACUGGCUCGACAUACAGAUGAUGAAAUGACAGGCUAUGUGGCCACUAGGUGGUACAGGGCUCCUGAGAUCAUGCUGAACUGGAUGCAUUACAACCAGACAGUUGAUAUUUGGUCAGUGGGAUGCAUAAUGGCCGAGCUGUUGACUGGAAGAACGUUGUUUCCUGGUACAGACCAUAUUAACCAGCUUCAGCAGAUUAUGCGUCUGACGGGGACACCCCCUGCUUAUCUCAUUAACAGGAUGCCAAGCCAUGAGGCAAGAAACUAUAUUCAGUCUUUGACCCAGAUGCCGAAGAUGAACUUUGCAAAUGUAUUUAUUGGUGCCAAUCCCUUGGCUGUUGACUUGCUGGAGAAGAUGCUUGUAUUGGACUCAGAUAAGAGAAUCACUGCAGCCCAGGCCCUCGCACAUGCCUACUUUGCUCAGUAUCAUGAUCCUGAUGACGAACCAGUGGCUGAUCCUUACGAUCAAUCCUUUGAAAGCAGGGACCUCCUUAUAGAUGAAUGGAAAAGCCUGACCUACGAUGAAGUCAUCAGCUUUGUGCCACCACCCCUUGACCAAGAAGAGAUGGAAUCCUGAGCACCUGGUUUCUUUUCUGUUGAUCCCACUUCACUGUGAGGGGAAGGCCUUUUCACAGGAACUCUCCAAAUAUCAUUCAAGUGCCUCUUGUUGCAAAGAUUUCCUCCAUGGUGGAAGAGGGGUGUGUUUGUGUGUGUGUAUGUGCACGCGUGUGUGCACACAUGUGUUAGUGUAUGUGCGUGUCUGUCUUUGUGGGAGGGUAAGAGAGUAUGAGCAAACUGUGAUCACAGCGACAUUACUUUGGAGUUACAGAUGCUCCGUGGCAGCCUCUGGUGGCUCUUCUUUGUGAGUCAGCUCAGGCAGGCAAGAACUGCCAUCUUUUUAGGGUUUAUUAAAUGCAAAGUAAAAAAUAUUAAACGUCCCAGAUCCCA
Pteropus alecto (black flying fox) is the source of this 1929-nucleotide messenger RNA. It is a transcript of the gene MAPK14, whose product is annotated as mitogen-activated protein kinase 14. Gene Ontology annotation, molecular function: MAP kinase activity; ATP binding. Gene Ontology annotation, cellular component: cytoplasm; nucleus. Bases 476 to 1558 code for a protein of 360 amino acids. The transcript is spliced from 12 exons. Lineage: Eukaryota; Metazoa; Chordata; Mammalia; Chiroptera; Pteropodidae. Gene Ontology annotation, biological process: p38MAPK cascade; protein phosphorylation. The record is from RefSeq and is a predicted model, not a curated record.